Trichomonas vaginalis G3 is the source of this 477-nucleotide messenger RNA. RefSeq lists its product as uncharacterized. The transcript has a single exon. The annotation marks the transcript as partial. The record is from RefSeq and is a predicted model, not a curated record. NCBI's taxonomy places the organism in Eukaryota, Parabasalia, Trichomonadida, Trichomonadidae.
AUGCGUUUAUUCGUUGGUUACAAAUCAUCAAAUCAAAGCUUUAAACAAUUAGAAGCAGAAAGUGAAAGAGGUGAUGUCGGUUAUCUUCAGAUGGAUUGCGCCCGUGAAUCUUUCGCAUUUGCAACAUAUAAACCAAAAUCAGAAAGGAAAGUUAAAAAGUUUGUUCAUUCGUUAUAUAAUAAUGUUCAAAAAUAUGAUAACUCAGUAUGUGGUAAAUAUGUUGACCCUUCAGAAGUUUUCAAGAAAGCAAAUGAAGAAGUUGAUGUCAUUUUUGAUAUGAUUAUUCCGAUAAAUGAUUUGUUAGCAUUUCAGGCGUUCGAUGAUUAUCCUAAAUCAUUUGGUGAUAUCAUUCUUAAAUAUUAUGUUUUCAGGGAUACUUUAGUAUUUUGUCAGGUUGACCCGUUAAGAGUUGCUGAUUUACAAAAUUACGUUUAUGAAAAGAUAACUGAUGAAAAUUAUGAAAAGAUUAUGAAUCAU